UUCUGGCCAUCCUGGAACUCACUCUGUAGACCAGAUUGGUCUUGAACUUGAGAUCUGCCUGCCUCUGCCUCCCAGAUACUAGGAAUAAAGGCGUGCGCCACCACUGCCCAGCUGAUCAGCUGAUAGUUUCUUUGAAUAUCUUACUUCAACAAAAACAAUAUUACUGGGCUGGAAAGACUGCUUAGCGGUUAAGAGCACUGACUGCUCUUUCAGAGGUCCUGAGUUCAAUUCCCAGCAACCACAUGGUGGUUCAUAACCAUCUGUAAUGGGAUCUGAUACCCUCUUCUGGUGUGUCUGAAGACAGCUACAGUGUACUCAAAUACACACACACACACACAUAUAUAUAUCUUUAAAAAACAAUAUUACUAUUUUUUAUAUGUGUAUGUGUAGCCAUCCAGCAACCAUGGGCAAACUGGGUUUACCUGAAAGGGGGGCCUGGAAAUAAGGUAAGAGGGCGAGAGAAGGAUGAAGCCAAUACAAAGGUUCUGAUCAAGGUUCAAAGUUUAACAAUAAGCUUUGCAUGUAUAAAGGAAAAAAACACAAAAUCCCCUUCUUCAGAUGGAGUAUGUUGUAGCAGCAAGGUCAACGCAAACAGCCAAAACAUCAAAGUUCCCAUGGGAACCUGCAACUGCAGCCAAAACAGAUGUCUCUGUCCAGGUUGAUAAGGCUUGUCAUGGCAGAUGUUCAAGGCUGGGAAAGGCCAUAUGUGUGUACGUGCUACAUGCUUGCAUGUCCACAGCAUGAGUGCACAUGCACAUGGAAGCCAGAGGUUCUGCUCAGUAUCUGAUUUCCCUCCACCUUAAACACUGAGCUUUGCUGACUCAGGGAGGCUAGUCAGUCAGUGUGGUCCUGUCUUUACCUCCUUGAGCACUGGGAAUGCAUAUGAGCUGCCACUCCAACCUUCACCCUUGUGCAACAAGGGCUUGAUCCACUUGUCACCCCAGCUUAGAACUAGUAUUCUCUCCUCUCACUUACCCUGCGCUCUGGAGCUGAGAGAGGUAUUAAUUCACCAUUGGAGCACAGUGCCAAAAUAAGCACACAGUAAAUAUUUUUGGGUGGGUGAUCAUGUUAGAUAUGUCACUAGUUUCUGGGAUAUGUUUAGUUGAAGAAACCAAACAAAUAUUAUAUGAAGAGAAAUACAGCAGGGGUGGAACAUAAACAGAAUUCUCUUUCCAUGUGGAGUCCCACACUGACAGGAUGGACUCACUUCCUUGUUUGAUUCAAAUAUCAAGACUAAUGAAAUCACAUACCUACAAGGUGCUAAUCAUGAUGUAAGGAAGGUUUCUAGAGAGAUCAGGAGAGCUACUAGGCCUGUCUGAAAAAAAUGGCCUGACAAAAUAAGGAGAGACUGGCUUUACUAGUUCCUGCACGAGCUUUGAAUUUCCCCCAGACAUCAAUGGAGCAUUCGAGUGCUCUUGAUUUAUCAAAUGUAGGAUUAAAGGCCGCCUGCAGUCAAGCAUCAGAAGUAGACUCAGGAGUUGGGAAGAUGGCUCUGCAGUGCUUGCAGGUCUUCCAGAGGACCCAAGUCUAUUCCCUGCCUCCCACAUCAGGCAGCUCCCAACUGACUGUAACUACAGCGCCAGCAAUUCCAUGGCACCUACACGUGCAUGGGAAGAACAGACACACGGAGACACACGUUUACCUGCAGACAUUGGACUGCCAAGUGAAAGAAUUGGUACUCUUCAGUGUUCAACUGGCUAAGUGCUCUCUGCUCUGCCCUGAUGGAAACCCUGGGUAGGCAAGCUUGUUCUCCUCCGUGUCAGACAGCAAUGAGUGGUGACAGUGUUGGGGGGCAGGGUGAGAGGUGCACUGUAGAGAAGUGUUUGAGAGCCAGGGCACCUGGUGGGCUGUUCCGACUCUAAACACUGGGCCCAACUAGGGUCACCCAGGAAGCAUCUCCUCCAGGAGAUGGAAUCUCCAAAGCUUUAGUGGCUGCACCAGCACUACCAGCGGGAUACAGGCCUGUGGACAUUGUCAAUAGUAAGUCAGAGGCUUCUGCAGGCUAUAGAUUCUUCAGCUGUCAGACAGCUAUGCUAACGCCUCCAUCUACACUUCAUUGUGGGAAGCCAGGGCCCAAGGACUUGACAAAUGAUUUCUAGACAAGGCAAGGUUGUUCAGGAGCCCAAGAUUAGACUCAAAGUGGUAUCAAAGGCCAGCCUAGUCUACAGAGUGAGUUCCAAGACAGCCAGGGCUACACAGAGAAACUCUUAAAACAAACAAACAGAAAACGAAAUGGCUGGACAGAAGUAUAGGGGUUAGUACCUAUCAAGCUGUGGGGCACUGUUGCCAACCAGCUAAUGUUCCUUGCUUUUUCUGGUGCAGCCUGCAGGCUGAAAGUAAGAAAGGCCACUCAGUGAAAGACAUUGCUGGACAUGACAUCCUAACACCAUGAGGAAAGGAGAGUGCCUCUUGGUGGACCACCUGAGGAGUAGCCUGCUCAUACAACCCAAGACGGGGUAUUUGGGCCAAUCACAGCCAUUUGUUUGGCUAAACACCGGUGUCUUUUGUUUAUAUGUGUACAUGUCUGUGAAUGUGUGAGUGUAUGCGUGUAAGGGUGGCUGCAUGUCUGGAGAGAUAGCAUAGUCCUCCAUUUAUCAUUAAGCCACCAGUCACAGGUCUGCACAAAGCCCUGGCCCAAGCUGUGCUUACUGGGCCAGGACAAUCAGUUGCAAUCUUUCGUGUAGGCAUAUCUGAGUGUUCUUGGAGUGUUUAAGACAGCUGGUGCAGUUUGGAUGGUAGUCCUGCUAGCUGUUUGACUCGGUCUUCUUUGCUGGAGGCAGCUCCAUCAACAGAGAGACUCAAACAGCUGCGAAUUAUAGUUAACUACCGUCGACAGUCUUUGUGAGUGCUUACAUAAAUGUAAAGCCCUUACGUACGUCUUCAUCGUUAACUUCACGAAUGUAAAGUCACCUAGGGGAAACACCUCUGGGAGUAUGUUCCCAGAGAGGUUUAACUAGGAAGUGAAAACCUACCCGGAAAGUGAGUGGACUCAUCCCACGGACGGGCUCCCAGACCGAAUCAGCGGGAGUGCUGGUGUGUGUGCUGCGUGUCUCAAAAAUCAAAUAACUAACCAACUAACAAAAAAGCUGCGUGUCUCAAUAACUAAUCAACAAAUUAAUCAGGCCAGCAAGAAAGCUAUUUCAAAAACCAAGCAACCAAUUAAACAAACAAACAAACAAACAAACAAACUACAACGCCCAGCGUAUCUACAUAAACCCAGCCCACUCCACUUGCACUGCAGCGGCUGAGCCCGGUCAGCCGGAAGUUCCUGGCUCUCACGUGCAACCUACAGGAAAUGUCCGGGCAGCUGGCCCUUCGCGCAUGCUCAUAGUGUUCCGCGAGACGCUGCGCGGAGGAUUGUGGGGCAGCAGUGGGUAGUUUGCUUCCUCCCGGCCGCCGCGUCGGGCUUGCGGGAAGCUUGUUCCAGCCUUCCGUGUCGGUGCUGUACUCUGAGUCUCCGGCGAGUCGCCCUCAGGCCGCCGCCAGCAUGUCGGGCGUGCGAGCCGUGCGCAUCAGCAUCGAGUCGGCCUGCGAGAAGCAGGUGCAGGAGGUGGGCCUUGAUGGCACCGAGACGUACCUGCAGCCGCUGUCCAUGUCGCAGAACCUGGCGCGCCUGGCACAGCGCAUCGACUUCAGCCAGGGCUCUGGCUCUGAGGAGGAGGAGGCGGCAGGGCCUGACGGCGAUGCGCCGGACUGGGGGGGCGCGGGAGCCGACCAGGACGACGAGGAGGAGUCCACAAACGCUGCAGCUGAUCUCCAAGAAGAAGUCCCUCGCUGGAGCAGCUCAGAUCCUACUGAAGGGGGCAGAAAGACUGACCAAGUCAGUGGCUGAGAACCAGGAAAACAAGCUCCAGCGAGACUUCAAUUCUGAGCUCCUGAGACUCCGGCAGCACUGGAAGCUGAGGAAGGUGGGCGACAAGAUCCUGGGUGACCUGAGCUACAGAAGUGCAGGUUCUCUCUUUCCUCAUCAUGGUACCUUUGAAGUGAUAAAGAAUACAGACAUUGACUUGGAUAAGAAGAUACCAGAAGAUUACUGUCCUCUGGAUGUCCAAAUUCCUAGUGAUUUAGAGGGGUCUGCGUAUAUCAAGGUUUCUAUUCAGAAACAGGCUCCAGACAUUGGUGAUCUUGGCACAGUUAACCUUUUUAAGAGACCUUUGCCCAAAUCCAAGCCAGGUUCCCCACACUGGCAGACAAAAUUAGAAGCAGCACAAAAUGUUCUUCUUUGUAAAGAAAUUUUUGCACAGCUCUCCCGGGAAGCCGUUCAGAUUAAGUCUCAGAUCCCUCACAUUGUGGUGAAAAACCAGAUCAUCUCUCAGCCCUUUCCAAGCUUGCAGUUGUCCAUUUCUCUGUGCCACUCCUCAGAUGAUAAGAAGUCGCAGAAGUGUGCCGCAGAGAAGCCUGGGCAAGAGGAUCACCUCUACGUCCUGGAGCACAACCUGCACCUGCUGAUCAGAGAGUUUCAUAAACAGACCUUGAGUUCCAUUGUGAUGCCACACCCAGCAAGUGCUCCCUUUGGCCACAAGAGGAUGAGACUCUCAGGUCCUCAAGCUUUUGAUAAAAAUGAAAUUAAUUCAAUACAGUCCACAGAAGGACUCCUAGAAAAAAUAAUUAAACAGGCAAAGCAUAUUUUUCUAAGGAGCAGAACUGCUGCAACCAUUGACAGCUUGGCAAGUCGCAUUGAGGACCCCCAGAUCCAGGCCCACUGGUCAAACAUCAAUGAUGUGUAUGAGUCUAGUGUAAAAGUUUUGAUCACAUCUCAGGGUUAUGAACAGAUCUGCAAGUCCAUCCAGCUGCAGUUGAACAUUGGUGUGGAGCAGGUCCGUGUUGUGCACAGAGAUGGUCGGGUAAUCAUGUUGUCUCAUCAGGAGCAGGAGCUACAGGACUUCCUUCUGUCUCAGAUGUCACAGCACCAGGUGCACGCGGUUCAGCAGCUUGCCAAGGUUAUGGGCUGGCAGGUCCUCAGCUUCAGUAACCAUGUGGGACUUGGGCCCAUAGAGAGCAUUGGCAAUGCUUCGGCCAUCACCGUGGCCUCGCCAAGUGGAGACUAUGCGAUUUCAGUUCGUAACGGACCUGAGAGUGGCAGCAAGAUUAUGGUUCAGUUUCCCCGUAACCAGUGCAAAGACCUUCCGAAGAGUGAUGUUUUACAAGACAGCAAGUGGAGUCAUCUCCGAGGACCAUUCAAGGAGGUUCAGUGGAACAAGAUGGAAGGCCGAAACUUCGUUUAUAAAAUGGAGCUGCUUAUGUCUGCCCUGAGCCCCUGUCUGCUGUGAUUUUCUCCAGAACAAGUUCCAGAAAUACUGACUGUUUGCAGAUCAGUUAUAAGCACAAGGGAGAGAUGUCUUCCAUAUAAGUCCCGAGUGCAGACUCAUGUGCACUGCUGCUCCAAUCUUUCACGGGAGCCCUGUUUAAAAGUUACGUUUACUUUGCAGCCUGAAUUCUCUCACUUUAUAAGUGACGAGUACUUUGGAAUGAAAAAUGUAUGUACAGUUAUAGUAUGCAGUAUGGGGAGAUGUAAAAUAGUACAUUUUUUAUACAGCUAACCUGAAAAUAUUACUAACUUAAGGGCUUGAAUUUGCUUUUUUUAAAAUUCCAUCUUUAAUGUUAACAUAAACUUUGUGUUUA
Molecule: messenger RNA, 5622 nt
Organism: Mus musculus (house mouse)
Lineage: Eukaryota; Metazoa; Chordata; Mammalia; Rodentia; Muridae
Gene: Med17
Product: mediator complex subunit 17
Exons: 11
Coding region: 3561-5270 (569 amino acids)
Biological process (GO): regulation of transcription by RNA polymerase II; protein ubiquitination; positive regulation of DNA-templated transcription
Cellular component (GO): nucleus; core mediator complex; mediator complex
Molecular function (GO): ubiquitin protein ligase activity; transcription coregulator activity; transcription coactivator activity
Source: RefSeq, a predicted model, not a curated record